CAUCGACCUAGAAGUUUAAAGAAGUAGAGCUCCUCCCAAAUUUAUUGGUCACAAAAGAGAUGAUCAUUCCCCGGCUUGUGUAUUUUGUAUUUUUUUUGUUUCGCUUUUCGAAAGUUAAUAUCUUAACUUUCGAGAGUGCAUUUUUGGCAUAUCCUGUAAAAAAAAACAAAAAAAAAAGCUGUUCUAUGCGAUUCUUUCGUAAAAAACCUACGACGGACAGUUCACGCGACGAAGAAGAGCCAUUUGGUCUCUUGUCCGAUAACGACAUUGAACUUCAACAAGCCUUUAGAGGGCGACCAUCGACUUCCUCAGACACCAGCGAUCGCAUGCCUCAUCCAUCCGAAGCUGUUCCGUCGACUUCAUCAUCUCGUCGCAUAAGAAAUAACGAACGACGCAAAUACAGACGCUUGGGGCAAAUGCCCAAUGGGUGGACCUCUGUAUCAUCUAUUGGUCAUCGGAACGCGGGCCGCCCAUCCACCAGCGAUCUAGAUGAACCGCGCCCUUCAGCGUACACUGAAACUGAAAUCAAAAGUGAUCUCAAGCAUCAGAUGUAUCUGCUGUUGGAAGAACCCUCCAGCAGCCGCAGUGCCUUUUGGACAAACGUCAUCGUUUCUUUUCUCAUCGUUUUUAGUGCCGUAACCACCACUAUUGAAACGAUACCCGCAUUCCGAUCCGUUAAAAGUAAUCAAGUCUGGUUCAACUUGGAAUCCACAAUGGUAGCUCUUUUCACCCUAGAGUAUCUGAUGCGUAUGUUUGCGCAUUCAGAUUCUCUGGCGAUGCUGAAGAAAUUUUUCUUGUCUCCAAUAUCUAUCAUUGACUUUGUAUCGAUCGUGCCCUUUUACAUCGAACUCAUAGCGAAAAAAGAUACGACGUACGAAUUCCGAUUUACCAUUCUUCGGUUGUUCCGUUUACUGCGAUUAUUCAAGACUUACAAAUACUCCAAUACGAUCGUUAUGACAAUCGAAGUCAUGAUGAUUGCUCUGCGUCGUUCAGGUGAUGCAUUAUCGGCUCUUUUCUUUUUCCUUGUAACGUGUGUUGUCCUGUUUUCGACGCUGCUAUACUUUGCCGAGCGAGGUGUUUGGGAUGAAGCUUUGCAGACGUUUGUUAACACGGACGGAAAUCCGAGUGUGUUUGACAGCAUUCCUGCUGCUUUCUGGUUUGUCUUGGUCACCAUCACAACCACCGGCUAUGGUGACAUGGUCCCCAGCACAUUCAUUGGUAAACUGGUCACUUUUCCUGCCAUGAUGUUUGGUGUCUUGUUGAUCGCACUACCUUCCAUUAUUGUUGGACGAAACUUUACUCUGGUGUGGGAGGCAAUGCGGCGGCGCCAAUAUCAUUCUCAAGUAGUGGAUGGCCUCACGGAUCCACAAUUACAACCUCAAGACUUUAGACGAUCUUCGAUGAUGGAUGAUCCAUUCGGAGGUCACUAUCAUCGACCUUUAGGCGAUUUUUCAACCAAUCUAGCGCAGCAUGGCAACGAGGAGGCGAUCCUCAAUCAGUUACACACUUUAAUGGCCGUCACUCGUCAGAAUCAGGAAGCCAUUCAGCAAAUACUGCAACUGCUUCAAGAAAAAGGCUACAAUAUGCCAGUGGAUCCCGCACCAGCUUUUCAGAAGACAGUGACGCCGCCUGCUGUGCUUUCUGUGAAUCAGGCUGAUAGCCCUUCAUCCAUAGAAGACGAAACAAGGGAAGGCCAAUCUUCCCAUAUGCAAGAAGAGAUGACAACUCGAUCUAAAACGUAAAUCUUAUUUAUCCUGCAAUUGCACUUAUCCUGUAAAUACAUGAAGCUGAGGUUAUUUUUAUAUGCCAAAUAUCAUUAUAAACAUAGAAUGCUUUUUAUUAGAAAACUUAUCUGCGUCAGAGUUGUCACAGGAGCGUGGGCAAGUCCCAG
Messenger RNA from Radiomyces spectabilis, 1891 nucleotides. RefSeq lists its product as uncharacterized. Gene Ontology annotation, molecular function: voltage-gated potassium channel activity. Lineage: Eukaryota; Fungi; Mucoromycota; Mucoromycetes; Mucorales; Radiomycetaceae. The coding region runs from base 60 to 1742 and encodes 560 amino acids. The transcript has 8 exons. The record is from RefSeq and is a predicted model, not a curated record. Gene Ontology annotation, biological process: potassium ion transmembrane transport. Gene Ontology annotation, cellular component: membrane.